Molecule: messenger RNA, 5975 nt
Organism: Macaca mulatta (Rhesus monkey)
Lineage: Eukaryota; Metazoa; Chordata; Mammalia; Primates; Cercopithecidae
Gene: TBC1D1
Product: TBC1 domain family member 1
Source: RefSeq, a predicted model, not a curated record
CAGCUCCCCGGGGACCGAGUGGGGAGAUCCCGGCUCCUGUCCUCUCCUCGCCUCCCGCGCGCUCGCCCAGGCUGGGAGGAGGAAACGAGAGCCGCGCGCAGACACCUCCUCCUCCUCUCCUCCUCUUCCUCCUCCUCCUCCUCCUCUUCGGCUGCUGCUCCUGGUGCAGCCACAGUCCGCCGGUGCCUGUUGCUGCCGCCGCCGCGGGACCCGCUGUGUCCUCAGCCGGGUGGAGAAGAGAGGGGCGCAGAGCCGAGGGGAGCCCCCUCCCCGGCCCCCAGCGGCGGGAAGAGCGCAGCCAGCCCGGCACGAUGGACGCCCCGCCCGCCCAGGCCGUCCCCAGGAUGCCCCCAAGCACCUGCGCGUCCCGACCUGGCCCCGGGCUCUGAGCGCGCCGCGGCACAGGUUUCUGCAUAUGAAGUGUGUAAAAUAGAUUGCUUGAUCUAAAACAGAAAAACAGCGGUAACUGUUUUGCUGAGUUCCCAGACCCUUCCCAAGAUGGAACCAAUAACAUUCACGGCAAGGAAACAUCCGCUUCCUAACGAGGUCUCGGUGGACUUUGGCCUGCAGCUGGUGGGCUCCCUGCCUGUGCAUUCCCUGACCACCAUGCCCAUGCUGCCCUGGGUUGUGGCCGAGGUGCGAAGACUCAGCAGGCAGUCCUCCAGAAAGGAACCUGUAACCAAGCAAGUCCGCCUUUGCGUUUCUCCCUCUGGACUGAGAUGUGAACCUGAGCCAGGGAGAAGUCAACAGUGGGAUCCCCUGAUCUGUUCCAGCAUCUUUGAGUGCAAGCCUCAGCAUGUUCACAAACUGAUUCACAACAGUCAUGACCCAAGUUACUUUGCUUGUCUGAUUAAGGAAGACGCCGUCCAUCGGCAGAGUAUCUGCCAUGUGUUCAAAGCCGACGAUCAAACAAAAGUGCCUGAGAUCAUCAGCUCCAUCCGUCAGGCGGGGAAGAUCGCCCGGCAGGAGGAGCUGCACUGCCCUUCUGAGUUUGAUGACACAUUUUCCAAGAAGUUCGAGGUGCUCUUCUGCGGCCGCGUGACAGUGGCGCACAAGAAGGCUCCGCCGGCCUUGAUUGACGAGUGCAUCGAGAAGUUCAAUCACGUCAGCGGCAGCCUGGGGUCCGAGAGCCCCCGCCCCGCCCCGCCCCAUGCCGCGCCCACAGGGAGCCAGGAGCCUGGGCGCAGGCCCAUGCGCAAGUCUUUCUCCCAGCCCGGCCUGCGCUCUCUGGCCUUUAGGAAGGAGCUGCAGGAUGGGGGUCUCCGAAGCAGCGGCUUCUUCAGCUCCUUCGAGGAGAGCGACAUUGAGAACCACCUCAUUAGCGGACACAAUAUUGUGCAGCCCACAGAUAUCGAGGAAAAUCGAACUAUGCUCUUCACGAUUGGCCAGUCUGAAGUUUACCUCAUCAGUCCUGACACCAAAAAAAUAGCAUUGGAGAAAAAUUUUAAGGAGAUAUCCUUUUGCUCUCAGGGCAUCAGACAUGUGGACCACUUUGGAUUUAUCUGCCGGGAGUCUUCUGGAGGUGGCGGCUUUCAUUUUGUCUGUUACGUGUUUCAGUGCACAAAUGAGGCUCUGGUGGACGAAAUUAUGAUGACCCUGAAACAGGCUUUCACAGUGGCCGCAGUGCAGCAGACGGCUAAGGCGCCAGCCCAGCUGUGUGAGGGCUGCCCCCUGCAGGGCCUGCACAAGCUCUGCGAGAGGAUAGAGGGAAUGAAUUCUUCCAAAACAAAACUAGAACUGCAAAAGCACCUGACAACAUUAACCAAUCAGGAGCAGGCGACUAUUUUUGAAGAGGUUCAGAAAUUGAGACCAAGAAAUGAACAGCGAGAGAAUGAAUUGAUUAUUUCUUUUCUGAGAUGUUUAUAUGAAGAGAAACAGAAAGAACACAUCCAUAUUGGGGAGAUGAAGCAGACAUCGCAGAUUGCAGCAGAGAAUAUCGGAAGUGAAUUACCACCCAGUGCCACUCGAUUUAGGCUAGAUCUGCUGAAAAACAAAGCAAAGAGAUCUUUAACAGAGUCUUUAGAAAGUAUUUUGUCCCGGGGUAAUAAAGCCAGAGGCCUGCAGGAACACUCCAGCAGUGUGGAUCUGGAUAGCUCCCUGUCUAGUACAUUAAGUAACACCAGCAAAGAGCCAUCUGUGUGUGAAAAGGAGGCCUUGCCCAUCUCUGAGAGCUCCUUUAAGCUGCUCGGCUCCUCGGAGGACCUGUCCAGUGACUCGGAGAGUCAUCUCCCAGAAGAGCCAGCUCCGCUGUCGCCCCAGCAGGCCUUCAGGAGGCGAGCAAAUACCCUGAGUCACUUCCCCAUGGAAUGCCAGGAACCUCCACAACCUGCCCGGGGGUCCCCGGGGGUUUCACAAAGGAAACUUAUGAGGUAUCACUCAGUGAGCACAGAGACGCCUCAUGAACGAAAUGUGGAUCCUUCACCUGUGGGUGAGUCUAAGCACCGCCCAGGUCAGUCUUCAGCUCCUGCUCCUCCACCUCGUCUUAACCCCUCCGCCUCCUCGCCAAACUUUUUUAAGUACUUAAAACAUAAUUCCAGUGGAGAACAAAGUGGGAAUGCAGUGCCAAAGAGCAUCUCCUACCGUAAUGCCCUGCGGAAAAAACUUCAUUCUUCUUCCUCUGUGCCAAAUUUUCUAAAAUUUCUGGCUCCUGUAGAUGAAAAUAACACCUCUGACUUUAUGAACACCAAAAGGGACUUUGAAUCCAAAGCAAACCAUCUUGGUGAUUCUGGUGGGACCCCUGUGAAGACCCGGAGGCACUCCUGGAGGCAGCAGAUAUUCCUCCGAGUAGCCACCCCCCAGAAGGCGUGCGAUGCUUCCAGCAGAUACGAAGAUUAUUCAGAGCUGGGAGAGCUUCCCCCACGAUCUCCUUUAGAACCAGUUUGUGAAGAUGGGCCCUUUGGGCCCACGCCAGAGGAAAAGAAAAGGACAUCUCGUGAGCUCCGAGAGCUGUGGCAAAAGGCUAUUCUUCAACAGAUACUGCUGCUCAGAAUGGAGAAGGAAAAUCAGAAGCUCCAAGCCUCCGAAAAUGAUUUGCUGAACAAACGCCUGAAGCUCGAUUACGAAGAAAUUACUCCCUGUCUUAAAGAAGUAACUACAGUGUGGGAAAAGAUGCUUAGCACUCCAGGAAGAUCAAAAAUUAAGUUUGACAUGGAAAAAAUGCACUCGGCUGUUGGGCAAGGUGUGCCACGUCAUCACCGAGGUGAAAUCUGGAAAUUUCUAGCUGAGCAAUUCCACCUUAAACACCAGUUUCCCAGCAAACAGCAGCCAAAGGAUGUGCCAUACAAAGAACUCUUAAAGCAGUUGACUUCCCAGCAGCAUGCAAUUCUUAUUGACCUUGGGCGAACCUUUCCUACACACCCAUACUUCUCUGCCCAGCUUGGAGCAGGACAGCUGUCGCUUUACAACAUUUUGAAGGCCUACUCACUUCUAGACCAGGAAGUAGGAUAUUGCCAAGGUCUCAGCUUUGUAGCAGGCAUUUUGCUUCUUCAUAUGAGCGAGGAAGAGGCGUUUAAAAUGCUCAAGUUUCUGAUGUUUGAUGUGGGGCUGCGGAAACAGUAUCGGCCAGACAUGAUUAUUUUACAGAUCCAGAUGUACCAGCUCUCAAGGUUGCUUCAUGAUUACCACAGAGACCUCUACAAUCACCUGGAGGAGCACGAGAUCGGCCCCAGCCUCUACGCCGCCCCCUGGUUCCUCACCAUGUUUGCCUCACAGUUCCCGCUGGGAUUCGUAGCCAGAGUCUUUGGUGGCUUGAAAAAGGAGAGGAGAGAAGGAAGAGGCACGAGAAGAGUCCCACUGAAAGAUAUGAUUUUUCUUCAGGGAACAGAGGUCAUAUUUAAAGUGGCUUUAAGUCUGUUGGGAAGCCAUAAGCCCUUGAUUCUGCAGCAUGAAAACCUAGAAACCAUAGUUGACUUUAUAAAAAACACGCUACCCAACCUGGGCUUGGUACAGAUGGAAAAGACCAUCAAUCAGGUAUUUGAGAUGGACAUUGCUAAACAGUUACAAGCUUAUGAAGUUGAGUACCAUGUCCUUCAAGAAGAACUUAUCGAUUCCUCUCCUCUCAGUGACAACCAAAGAAUGGAUAAACUAGAGAAAACCAACAGCAGCUUACGCAAACAGAACCUUGACCUCCUUGAACAGUUGCAGGUGGCAAAUGGUAGGAUCCAAAGCCUUGAGGCCACCAUUGAGAAGCUCCUGAGCAGCGAGAGCAAGCUGAAGCAGGCCAUGCUUACCUUAGAGCUGGAGCGGUCUGCCCUGCUGCAGACGGUGGAGGAGCUGCGGCGUGGGAGCGCAUCACCCAGCGACCUCCAAGAGCCUGAGUGCACGCAGCCCGAGCCCACGGGCGACUGACAGCUCUGCAGGAGAGAUUGCAACACCAUCCCACACUGUCCAGGCCUUAACUGAGAGGUUCGGAAGACGCUGGAGGGAGAGAAGGAAGCGGAAAGUGUGCUUCUCAGGGAGGAAACCAGCUUGUCAGCAAGUAGAUUCUUACGAACUCCCACUUGCAAUUCAGGGGACAUGUCCCAGUGUUUUUGUUGUUGUUUUUAGAUACUAAAUCGUCCCUUCUCCAGUCCUGAUUACUGUACACAGUAGCUUUAGAUGGCGUGGACGUGAAUAAAUGCAACUUAUAUUUUCUUGUUGGUUCCUUUUUCAGUAUCACUGUGUUUGUAAAGAGCAUUCACAAUACUGUGGAAUUUCAAAAGCUGGAAGAGCUCGAGAUCAUUCCUCAGGCAGACGCGUGGGUCCAUCCUUCUUCCAAGAGGGUUUGUGUGACAACUACACCCUCUGUCACUGGCAAGGUGCAGUUGGCUCUCGCCCAUUCUUGUUAUGGAAACCUAAGAUGAUCAUUGGGAAGAAUGGAAAGUGAUUUAUUUAAUUUGGAUAUCCUGAUCACUGUCAAGUGAAAUUGAUCUCUCUGGUAUUUAAGACGGUUUGUCUUUAAAAAAAUACAGAAUGUUUUCAUACAUUUUUGCUUAUCCCAUAAGUACAGUUGAUCAAAGUCAGAGUAGGCAAAUGCUUAUGGGACAGUUGACACCUUUUAGACCCUACCAGGUAUUGCUAGUAUGUGAGCUGCAGUUGUGGGGUCUGAGAUAUUUCUUUGUGGUAGUUUCAUACCCAUGCUAUAGAGUCAUGUAUUUAUUUUUGCCUGUUGUGUGAUGUAAUGCAAUCAUGUUCCUUUGAGUCUCCAUCCCUUGGAAAUCUGAUUUCUUGCAGAAGGAGCAGGCACAUCAAGAUAUUCAGGGGUGCCCCAAGAGUCUGGGAUUUUCAAAAAAAAAGAUCAGGCUGAAGCUGCAAUCAGAUUUAUGACAGCUGACAGUUUUUCAGAGGUCGCACACAGUGACUCUCCUCUCUCAGGAUGACGAGGAUCUGUGCCUUCAACAAGCAAAAUGCUGCUCACGGUUGUCCUGCUUGCAGCCAGUCACUGUGUAAAGCCUCUCUGAUGUGCAUUUAAGAGUGGUUUGCUUUCUUACAAAGAUGGGGUUCUGUGUAGUCACAGGCCACUUCCUUGACAACACCAUCAUUUCUGAUCUUUAUUACUGUAACCACUUCUUCUAUUCCAUAGGAGUUUCUUUUGAUUCUCUCAGUUGUUGUGGGGGUGUCUCUUAAUCCUGGGGUAAAAGGAGAGUUUGCCAUACUUAGACUCAUUAUGAGUCUCCCCUGCCAUUUCACGAGGAGACCACAGUGCUGCCCCCAGUGCCUAAACAGGUGGCUGGCGUUCAAGACUUCCUCUUGUUCCUGGGUCAGAGGAGAGCGGUUUCCAUCAUAAACCAAGAUGAUGAGUUCAGCCUUUAUCCCUAGUGGUUCCACUAGAUGUAACUUAAAGGAGUGAACAUUCGAGGACUUUGUUCUACAUCAGAUUUUACUAUUUGAAUGUUUACUGUUGGAUUUUGGACAUCUUAUUACUGUUACUCAAAAACAUUGACUCUGCAUCAAGUAAGAAACACGAAAGCAAUAAAACAAGAAAUAAUUCAUGCCCA